GCUGUUGGAAUGAAGAAAUAAGCCCCCAAAGGAAGAUGCUGGCUCAGUUUAAGGCUCUUUGGAGCACUGGGAAUGGAAUUCUGCUCAUAUGUGUGUACCUGAAGGUGAGGUCUGUAUCUGUAGACCUGAAUGUUGAUCCGUCUCUCCAAAUUGAUAUUCCCGAUGCCCUAAGUGAAAAGGACAGAGUGAAGUUCACUGUGCACACUAAGACUACACUGCCAGCUUUUCAAAGUCCUGAGUUUUCAGUUACAAGGCAGCACGAAGACUUUGUGUGGUUACAUGAUACACUCACUGAAACUGAAGAGUAUGCAGGACUCAUUAUACCUCCAGCACCUUCAAAGCCUGACUUUGAUGGUCCCAGAGAGAAAAUGCAAAAGCUGGGGGAAGGAGAAGUGUCCAUGACAAAAGAAGAAUUUGCCAAAAUGAAGCAAGAGCUGGAAGCUGAAUACCUCGCUGUCUUCAAGAAGACUGUCUCAUCACAUGAGAUCUUCCUGCAGCGGAUUGCUUCUCAUCCUGUGCUCAGCAAAGACCGCAAUUUCCAUGUUUUCCUGGAGUAUGACCAGGACCUGAGUGUUCGGAGGAAAAACACUAAAGAGAUGUUUGGUGGCUUUUUAAAAAGUGUAGUAAAGAGUGCUGAUGAGGUCCUCUUCUCUGGAGUCAAGGAAGUAGAAGAUUUUUUUGAGCAAGAGAAGACUUUCCUUGUGAACUACUACAACAGAAUCAAGGAUGCAUGUGCAAAAGCAGAUAAGAUGACAAGAUCUCAUAAAAAUGUUGCAGAUGACUAUAUUUAUACUUCAGCUUGUUUGAAUAGCCUGGCAUUAGAAGAGCCUACAGUUAUCAAAAAGUACUUGUUGAAAGUUGCAGAGCUCUUUGAGAAACUCAGGAAGGUAGAGAGUAGAGUUUCGUCUGAUGAAGACUUAAAGCUCUCUGAACUGUUGAGAUACUACAUGCUUAAUAUAGAAGCUGCUAAGACAGGUAAAUGGACCCUCGUUUUGCCUAGGAAACCUGACACUCUUAAACAACAGCAGAAUAUAGAAGCUAUAUAUUAGCUAGCUGGAGCCCAGCCACUUACAGAAGAUCUUGGACCAAUUUUUCUUUGGCAUGUAAAGUGGAAGAACUCUUUUUUUAAAAUUUCUGUAAGUUAGAGAAAACUGAAUAUAACUCUGCAGCAGUUUCUUUCCUGUCCUCUGCCUGAGUACUCAUGGACUUGCCAAUAAAAUCAAUGAUGACUAAUUAGUAGUUGGGAUUGACUUCAGGAUUUUUAGACUACCUUAGUGGUAGCAAGUGGUAACUUGUGAAAGCUAUUGGUGUCUGGAUGUCCAAGAGGGCUUUGGUAGAUUGAUGUGACUGCAAAAGCCUUUCUGGCAACUCUUUUCUAAUCAACACUUGAUUUGACAGGGGAUGACUAUGCUGCAAAAAGGUAUCUACGUACAGCCUACUGGGUAUCUUCAUCUCGUGUCUUACCUGUAAUGUCAGGUACCCCAGAACAUCCACUACAGCCUCCUUCAGUGGGGUGCACUGUUAUUUAGACAUCACAACUGUACUCCUGCUGCAUUAGGAAGGGAUUGACUCAGAGACCUGUACUACUUCUCCUGUCUAGGUUAGUGCAGUGCUUCAGUCAAACUGUCAGAUCUCCAACAAAUUAGAUGUAUGCUGGAAGGCUGAGAGAAUUCAGAAAGUACUUUUCAUUCUGUAAGGUGGAGAGAUGUCGUCCUAAAAACUCAGCUUCUGAGUUUGCUAACAUAAUUUUCUAAGGACUUUCCCAGGACAGUAACUGUAAACAUAGAUAUGUGUACAUUCUUUCUGUUACACGUCUUGUGAUGGGCAUCUCUCAUGGCCAGUGCAGUAAGAAAGUAGUAUCCUGACCAUCCAAUCCCUGGCUGUAGUAAGAAACCUAUAAAUCCUGAGAAGAAAAAGAAACUUUCUCUUUCUUUCGCCACACCUCAACCUGUGUCCGCGUGAUCUGUUCAUCUUCAGCGGUAACAGAGGGAUCCACCUUACAGCAGGGUAAACUACUUGAAGGGAAGAAAUUAUGCCUAGGGAAGCCCUUAGACUUCCUUCACUAAGGCAUAACUGGCUGUCCUGAAAAUGUUGUGCUGCACUGUGAAAGGCUGCCCAAGAGCAGGCUGUAAUAGCUUGUUGGAAAAAGCAGAAUCUGAUGCUGAAAGAAGUGAAACCGCCUGCUGCUAAGGUAGUUGUAACCUCAGUUGGGAAGUAGUCCUGCUAAGGCUCUGGUGUGCUAUU
Messenger RNA from Poecile atricapillus (Black-capped chickadee), 2244 nucleotides. RefSeq names its product sorting nexin 5 (gene SNX5). Gene Ontology annotation, biological process: intracellular protein transport; pinocytosis. The coding region runs from base 36 to 1049 and encodes 337 amino acids. The record is from RefSeq and is a predicted model, not a curated record. Lineage: Eukaryota; Metazoa; Chordata; Aves; Passeriformes; Paridae. Gene Ontology annotation, cellular component: endosome. Gene Ontology annotation, molecular function: phosphatidylinositol binding; dynactin binding. The transcript has 11 exons.